This is a messenger RNA of Hippoglossus stenolepis (Pacific halibut), 5297 nucleotides long. It is a transcript of the gene prickle1a, whose product is annotated as prickle homolog 1a. Bases 2132 to 4696 code for a protein of 854 amino acids. The transcript has 8 exons. Lineage: Eukaryota; Metazoa; Chordata; Actinopteri; Pleuronectiformes; Pleuronectidae. The record is from RefSeq and is a predicted model, not a curated record. Gene Ontology annotation, molecular function: zinc ion binding.
UGAUUAAGGGAGACUGUGGAAUUUGCACCAGUGAAUAUGGUGUGGAUGUGUGCUGAAUGGUGAAGUUGACAGUGCUUGUUCCACGUUCAAUGUUAUUCGAAGAUACAUUUGUCGAACUAUUAAGUUGCAUCCACUGCACAACCGUGAUAAUCCCGUUGUAUCGGCCCCCAUGGUGUAAAUGCUUCUUGCAUGUGUUCAAGUUCACGGAAUCACACCCUGACGUCAUCGGCACAAAAUUAAACAGCUGCUAAAAUGUUUUUCAAAAGAGCAAUUUUAGCUGUUUUAUAGAUUCCUUGCUUCCUAGUAAAAUGUUCCGCUGCUUUGUUUUACAUUCUUACAAGUAUGUUAAACCUCCUCAACAAAACCUCACAGUGAAAAGGAUAAAGUUGCAUUUAUCCAAGAAGAGUCGCGUUCGCUGUAAAGCACGUCCUUACGGGAGAAAGUAACACUUUGACAUCGCGACCACACAACCACAAAAGGAUGCAAAAGGUGCAACUGUUCAGGAUUUGACUUAAACUGCUCACUUUUGUUUUCUGAGGCAACAGGAAGAGAAUCACGCUCUGACAUUCCUGGAGAGGUGAAGGAGAGGUAGAGGUCAACUGUGUCCUUCGAAGGGAGUUUCAAAGGAUGAGUCGUUACGUGCAUUUGGGUUUCAAAGAACACGUCUGUAAUUUAAGCUCCUGUCUUUUUAGUACAUGAUAAAGGCAAAGAGAAAGCCUGGAUAUAAGCUAUUAGGUUGGUUUUAAAGCUUGCUUCAAAAAAGUUUGAAGAUUCUCGUUAUUUAGGUUUGGAUUGUGAAGAUAAAUACAAAUGAGUUGAAGUCGGGCUGGAACUUAAAAUUCCUUGUAUAAGUAUCCAGCGCCCGGUUGAGAUAUUCAUAUUCUGUAGUAAACUACUUCAAAACAUAGAGAUAUUCACUUUACUAUCAUAGGAAACAAAGGAAAGCAGCAGAUCAUCAGAUCGAAGAGGGAACUAGUUAGUUUCUUUUUUUCUUAGUUGUGACCUGAGUAUCCUGUGCUUUUUUUGGUUGCGUUUAGAUUUAGCUAUUUUGUUGAACCUUACAUUUACAAUUUGACUUUACUUAUGCCCAUAAUCUAGUUACAUGUUCAUAUUUUGUACAAUGUAACAAAGUUGAGCUGUGCAAUGUUUAACCCUCACUCAGCUAAUGUUGGGCUGAUAAAAACAGAUUUGUGGUGGUAUCGGAUGUCUGUGAUUUAUAUCUUAAAGGCCUGACAGCUAGUCUCGUUAAGACUUGCUGACAUCAUAUUCAGUAAGAGCGGAGGGUUAUGUGAGGCCGAGCCAGAAUGUUGUAGACGUGCGAAGGGAUAAAUAAAGCAUCUUUUGUUCACUCAAGCCAGCAGCCACUAUGUAAUCAUAAAGCCAUAGUUUGCAAACAUCUCUCUGUAACUUGGGGACAUUUUGGGGUGCAAAGAAAAGAGGGACAACCACCAGAUAAACCAAAUCCUGUCUUUAACAGCCACCACCUUCCCCACAUCUCUGAGCUGUCGAUGGGGAAGGAGAAAGAAGAAUGUCAUGUGAAAGCUGUUGUGGAUACGAGGCGGUCGGUGUGGUAAAACGAGCUCUGCCAUCACUGAUGUGCUACUUAAAAGUGCAGUUCCUGUGAGCUGGGGCUCUACCGGUGGUUCUCAUUUAGGAGCAUAUGUUGGAAGUAUGAGGGGAGGGUCAGCGGAGGAGAGACGCCUCACUCCUCCAUACCCUGUGGUGACUGGCUGCUCGGAGGUUAAGGGGGCGGGCUGAGGUUAAGAGGGCUGGGUUGGGGGAAGCAGGAGGAGGAAUGGUUGGUGAGAGAGGCAAGGGAGGGAUGACCAUCUGGUUGAGCUCCUCCAUGUACACGCACGCACACACCCCUCUUAACACUGUCUCCCACGCACUCAGACAGACAUCUCCCUGACUUUUUACAGCCUCAGCUUUGAUAUGGGCUGUUACUGUGCUGACAGCUCGGGUAGAGGAGGCUGACUGCUUCUGUCCUGGAAUCAGAGCUCUGAGGAUCUUGCACAGACAUGGAGCCCGGAGGCUGGUGAGGAAUCUAGGACUGGAUAUAGUGGUGAUCAGAUCCUUUUUUCUGCCCACCUCAGGAGACUUGGCCUACACUGAGUAAAACGAGAGCCUGAUGAGCCUGGCGAGUGCAGCAUUGUCGGCGUCUGGCUUCCCGGGUGGGGCACGCCAGCGAGACUUGAUGAUGGAGCAGAAAGUCAGCAAGCUGACCUCUGGCUUCCAACGCAGCUCCACCUCCGAUGAUGACUCAGGCUGUGCGCUGGAGGAGUACGCCUGGGUACCACCUGGCCUUAGGCCCGAACAGGUCCAGUUAUAUUUCUCCUGUCUGCCUGAGGAUAAGAUUCCCUAUGUCAACAGUCCAGGAGAGAAGUUCAGAAUCAAGCAGCUCCUCUAUCAACUGCCACCACACGAUAAUGAGGUGCGUUACUGCCAUUCCCUCAGCGAGGAGGAGAAGAAGGAGCUACAUAUGUUCAGUGUCCAGAGGAAAAGGGAAGCUCUGGGGAGGGGUACAUUAAAGCUGCUGCCCCGGAAUCUUCUGAACAGCGUUUGUGAGCAUUGCGGUGAAAACAUCAAUGGUGGAGAAAUGGCAGUGUUCGCCUCGAGGGCGGGGCCUGGGCUGUGCUGGCACCCUGCAUGCUUUGCCUGCUCCACAUGUACAGAACUGUUGGUGGAUUUGAUCUACUUCUACCAUGAUGGAAAGAUCCACUGUGGAAGGCACCAUGCUGAGCUCCUAAAACCACGCUGCUCAUCCUGCGAUGAGAUUAUUUUUGCUGAUGAGUGCACAGAGGCAGAGGGGCGCCACUGGCACAUGAAGCACUUCUCCUGUUUUGAAUGUGAGACGAUUCUGGGGGGGCAGCGCUACAUCAUGAAGGAUGGAAGACCGUACUGCUGUGGCUGCUUUGAGUCUCUCUAUGCAGAGUACUGUGAGGCUUGUGGAGAGCACAUUGGCGUUGAUCAUGCCCAAAUGACCUAUGAUGGCCUUCACUGGCAUGCCACUGAGGGCUGCUUCAGCUGUGCCCAGUGUAAGAGCUCUCUCCUGGGCUGCCCCUUUCUGCCACACCAGGGUCAUAUUUACUGCUCCAAGAACUGCAGUCUUGGGGAAGAUGUACAGGCCUCUGACUCCUCCGACUCUGCCUUCCAGUCAGCACGCUCACGUGAAUCCAGACGCAGUGUGCGCAUGGGCAAAAGCAGUCGCUCAGCUGAUCAAUGCAGACAGUCACUCCUCUUUUCACCUUCUGCCAACUAUAAGUUCCCUGGCUUCAGUGGAAAUGCCGAUGACACCCUGACCAACAAGCUGGCCCACAUGAACCUAUCUGAUGAGCAUUUUUGGAGAGGACGUGGUGAGGAGACUGAGGCACCUGAGAACCAAGAGGAGGAGUGGGCUGAGCAUGAAGACUACAUGACUCAGCUGCUAUUAAAGUUUGGAGAGCACGGGGUCUUUCAGCAAGCCAAUGAUUCCAGACCGACAGAUUUCUGGAUGACUGAAAAGGAUGCAAAGGCGAAGCAGGAAUCGUCUACAGCUGGUGGCGGCAGUGGAGGAGGAAGGGGCAGUCUGGCCAGUAAGAAGUACCAGGCUGACAUGUACUGGGCCCAGUCACAGGAUGGGCUAGGGGACUCAGCCUAUGGUAGUCACCCGGGCCCAGCAAGCAGUAGAAAAAUCCAGGAGUUGGAGCUGGAUCAUGGGGCUGGAGGAGGCUUCCAGGGAGAGGAGUCAAGAUGGUACAAUGACUCCUUGGAGUGUAUCACAGAUGAGUUCAAGAAAACAGAUCAAAGUGUCAGAGACUCCAUGGACUCACUGGCUCUCUCAAAUAUAACAGGGGCCUCAGUAGAUGGUGAUAGUAGAGAUAGACCUUUGGUAUAUUCCUUGCAAGGCUUCCAAGAACUGGAAACAGAAGACUGUGACAAAACCAGUAAUAUGGGCACCCUCAACUCUUCUAUGUUACACAGAAGUGCAAAUUCCCUGAAGAGCCUUGUAUUUGAGCAUGAGGAGGUGGAGGAAAUUGUUCCAGAGGAGGAGGUGGCUGCUCGGCCAGUGGACAGUCCCAAACCUCAUGUCCCUGCAAUCAGAAGGACUCGUUCACAGUCUAGGCCUCAACAGGUCAAAUUCUCUGAUGAUGUGGUUGACAAUGGUCAUUAUUGUGAUCUCCCAGUGCGUCAACCCCCCAUGAGUGAACGGACUCGACGGAGAGUGUACCACUUUGAGGAACAGGGCCAGGGACUUCAAUCUGGUCGACACCAUCACCACCACAGGAGUCGCCGCAGUCGCAAGUCGCGCUCUGACAAUGCCCUUAACCUUCUGCCCAAGGAGAGGGCCCAGAUGAGCUACAAAGUGGACCACAGAGGGAACGCCCUUGGCCCCAAGGGUCACCAAGCCAUUCAUGGCCGACCAAGUCCUUCUGCUUUGUCAGACUGUGGGCUACAAGGCCCAGCCAUGGGGAGGUUCUUGGGGCUGUAUGGGGAUGAUGAUGACUGGUGCUCCACAUGCUCAUCUUCUUCUUCUGAUUCUGAGGAGGAGGGCUUUUUCCUGGGUCAACCCAUUCCUCAGCCUAGGCCCCAUAGACACUACUACACUGAUGACUUGCCCAGCCCUGUGGUAGGCAUGUCUUCCUCUCCUUAUGGCCAAUGGACUAAGUCCAAAAAGAAAAAGGGACACAAGGGGAAAAACUGUAUACUUUCAUAGGCUUUCACUCACUUAUCCUCAGCUUUGGAUAGUGCUCUGACAUAAACCUGUCACUGCUUGCUAAUAAAUGCUUCAGAGUCAAUUUACCCAGGUGUUUGUGUAAGACACAUGUCCUCAUACAAAUUUUUCAUAGGUGUUCGCUUCUGUAGCAUUACAACCUGCAAGUAAGAAAGUAUUUGAGAGUAAUGUAUAUUUAUAAAGCACCAUCUGAACUGUAACAGUGCAGAUAUGAAUGUAUAUAUUGUAGAAUAAAAAAACCUGAAAUGGCUAUUUUUUAUACCCUUACGUUAAUGGCAUGCUCUGUACCAAAAUGCCUUAAACAUUUAAUUAUUGCUAAAUGGUACAGAGACCUUUUCCAUGAGGGUAUCAGAAAUGUAAUGACGAAUUGACUCUGACCCAAGCUCUUCAAAUGUGUUUUCUUUCAGGCUUGUGCACUGCGAACAUAUUAAAAGAAACACUGAGUGUAUUAAAAGGCCUGGCUGAGUGGUGUAUUUAUGGUUCACUAUAUCAUAAGCAAAUCAUUGUAAUCUGUAUAAAUGUACAAACUGGAAUAUAAGGCUAAGAUAGAUGAUAAUUGUAAUAAAAAUAUCUAUAUAUCUUG